AUGGAAGAAAAGCUCCAGGCGCAUCAGGUGGAGAUCGACCCGGAUUUCGAGCCGCAGAGCCGUCCCCGCUCCUGCACUUGGCCUCUCCCCCACCCCGACUUGGAGGAGGAAGAUGGGGGCGCGGGGGGAACCCCGGCGCUGGCGGCCGGCGGGGACGGAGCCGAGAACGCGGCGGCCCCGGUGGAGCGCAGAGUGGCCGCCGCUCCCCCGCCGCCCCACGGCGCGGAUGUGGGGCAGCUCCGCAAGGCCAAGACCUCCCGGCGCAACGCCUGGGGCAACCUCUCCUACGCCGACCUCAUCACCAAAGCCAUCGAGAGCUCGCCGGAGAAGCGCCUCACCCUCUCGCAGAUCUACGACUGGAUGGUGCGAUACGUCCCCUACUUUAAGGAUAAAGGAGACAGCAACAGCUCCGCCGGCUGGAAGAACUCCAUCCGGCACAACCUGUCCCUGCACACGCGCUUCAUCCGCGUGCAGAACGAGGGCACGGGCAAGAGCUCCUGGUGGAUGCUGAACCCCGAGGGCGGCAAGACGGGCAAGACGCCGCGGCGGCGCGCCGUGUCCAUGGACAACAACAGCAAGUUCCUGCGCAUCAAGGGCAAGGCCAGCAAGAAGAAGCAGCUGCAGGUGACGCAGGAGCGCGGCGAGGACAGCCCGUCCUCCCAGCAGCCCAAGUGGUCGGAGAGCCCCGCGUCCCACGCCAGCGAUGAGUACGACGCCUGGGCGGACUUCAGGACGCGGGCCAGCUCCACGGCCAGCACGCUGAGCGGGCGCCUCUCGCCCAUCAUGGCCAACCAUGAGCCGGACGAGCUGGAGGAGGAUGAUGGCACCCCCUCGUCGCCGCUGAUGUACCCCAGCCCUUCCAGCACCAUGUCUCCUUCCCUCAGCGCCCGCUGCUCCGUGGAGCUGCCCCGGCUGACCGACCUGACCGGCACCAUCAGCCUGAACGAGAGCCUGGGGGAGAGCAUGCUGGAGGACCUGCAGGAUGGCUACAGCAUGAGCCCCUCGCAGCAGCUCCCCCCAGCCGCCCUGCGGCAGAGGAGCUCCAGCUUCACCUUCAACUCCAAGUGCUCCAGCAUGGGGGCCGGCUCCAACACCUACUGCGGGACCAUCUACAGCCAGCCGGCCAUGGGCCUCAUGCGCCGCCUGCCCAUGCAGACCAUCCAGGAGAACAAGCAGGCCACCUUCUCGCCCGCCAGCUCCUACAGGAACGCCUCGCUGCAGGACCUGCUCUCCUCCAUCUCCUACGCGCACAAGGAGAGCAUGGUCCCGGGGGAGCUGCCCCCCCUGCCGCAGGCCAGCCCCAUGGUGCCGGCCCGUGGCCACAGACACAACCCGCUGCUGUGUGGGGCUGGAGAGCAGGCCCUGUCCUCCUACCCGCCCCACCCGGGCUCUCUGAUGAAGAGCAACGCCCUGUACCACCCGUCACCAGCCGGCCACCACCCUGCGGUCAGCACCAGUGCCUUAGCCAAUCCUGUCAGCCUUAUGAGCCUGCCCAGUGAGUCGUGCAGCAUGACGGCCGUGCCGCACCACCACGGGCACCUGCAUCCCUACGCCAAUAGCCAAGGGGCACACAUGAGCCUGCUGGAUUCGCUGCAGGGCCCCUACCCGGGGGCUGUCCACCCCCCCGUGUUGGGCCAAGACAGGUUCCCAGCAGACCUGGACCUGGACAUGUUCAACGGGAGCCUGGAGUGCGACGUGGAGUCCAUCAUCCUCAAUGACUUUAUGGACAGUGAUGAGAUGGAUUUCAACUUCGACUCGGCGCUCCCGCCGCAGAACGGGCUCAACGUGCCCGCGCUGCCCGGGGGGCCACAGCCCACGAACCAGAGCUGGGUGCCCGGGUGA
Molecule: messenger RNA, 1842 nt
Organism: Agelaius phoeniceus (red-winged blackbird)
Lineage: Eukaryota; Metazoa; Chordata; Aves; Passeriformes; Icteridae
Gene: FOXO6
Product: forkhead box O6
Biological process (GO): regulation of transcription by RNA polymerase II
Cellular component (GO): nucleus
Molecular function (GO): DNA-binding transcription factor activity, RNA polymerase II-specific; RNA polymerase II cis-regulatory region sequence-specific DNA binding
Source: RefSeq, a predicted model, not a curated record